Molecule: messenger RNA, 5121 nt
Organism: Malurus melanocephalus (red-backed fairy wren)
Lineage: Eukaryota; Metazoa; Chordata; Aves; Passeriformes; Maluridae
Gene: CAPN5
Product: calpain 5
Exons: 13
Coding region: 97-2022 (641 amino acids)
Biological process (GO): proteolysis
Cellular component (GO): cytoplasm
Molecular function (GO): calcium-dependent cysteine-type endopeptidase activity
Source: RefSeq, a predicted model, not a curated record
AGGCGAAGCGCUGCGGGCAGCGGCGCGCCCGGACCGGCGGUAGCGGCACCGGGCACCGGCAGCAGCCCCAGCCCCGGCCAGAGCUGCUGGGGAAGGAUGUUUUCCUCGGUGAAGCCGUACGAGAACCAGCGCUAUGCCUCUCUGAAGAAGGAGUGCCAGCGGCGGAAGCAGCUCUUUGAGGACCCGCUCUUCCCCGCCAACGACGACUCGCUCUUCUACAAGUCAAGGAUUCAGGGCAUUCAGUGGAAGCGUCCCAAAGAAAUCUGCAAUGAYCCACGCCUCUUUGUGGAUGGGAUCAGCUCCCAUGACUUACACCAGGGCCAGGUGGGGAACUGCUGGUUCGUGGCUGCCUGCUCCUCCCUGGCAUCCCGGGAGUCUCUGUGGCAGAAGGUAAUUCCAGACUGGAAGGAGCAGGAGUGGAACCCUGAGAAACCCGAGAGCUACGUGGGGAUCUUCCACUUCCAAUUCUGGCGUUUUGGUCAGUGGCUGGACGUGGUGAUCGAUGACCGCCUGCCCACCCUCCACAAUCAGCUCAUCUACUGCCACUCCAACUCCAGGAAUGAGUUCUGGUGUGCCUUGGUGGAGAAAGCUUAUGCCAAGCUGUCAGGCUGUUACGAAGCUUUGGAUGGAGGCAACACAGCAGAUGCCCUGGUGGAUUUCACUGGUGGGGUCUCUGAACCAAUCGACCUGACYGAAGGGGACUACAUCGCUGACGAAGCCAAGCGAAACCUCCUCUUUGAGCGGGUGUUGAAGGUGCACAACAGGGGAGGCCUCAUCAGCUGCUCCAUCAAAGCCACGUCGGCGGCUGACAUGGAGGCUCGGCUGGCCUGCGGGCUGGUCAAGGGCCACGCSUACGCGGUGACGGACGUGCGCAAGGUGCGCCUGGGCCACGGCCUCCUGUCCUUCUUCAAGUCGGAGAAGCUGGACAUGAUCCGCAUGCGCAACCCGUGGGGCGAGCGGGAGUGGAACGGCGCCUGGAGUGACACCUCUGAAGAAUGGCAGAAAGUGAGCAAAAGUGAGAGAGAGAAGAUGGGAAUGACAGUGGAAGAUGAUGGAGAGUUUUGGAUGACUUUUGAAGAUUUCUGCARAUACUUCACGGACAUCAUCAAGUGCCGCAUGAUCAACACCUCCUACCUGAGCAUCCACAAGACCUGGGAGGAGGCAGUGCUACAYGGAGCAUGGACCAGAAGCAGUGACCCCUUGAAGAACCGCUCUGGAGGCUGCAUCAACCACAAGGACACCUUUCUGCAGAACCCCCAAUAUGUGUUUGAUGUGAAGAAGGCAGAAGAUGARGUGCUGAUCUCCAUCCAGCAGAAGCCCAAAAGGACGAGUCGCAAAGAGGGCAAAGGAGAGAACUUGGCCAUAGGCUUUGAUAUCCAUAAGGUGGAGCUGAACAGGAACUACCGGAUGCACACCCUGCAGCAGAAGGUGGCCAGCUCCAUCUACAUCAACUCCCGCAGCGUCUUCCUGAGGACCGACCUGAAGGAAGGCCGCUACGUCAUCAUCCCCACCACUUUYGACCCUGGUCACGAAGGCGAGUUCCUUCUCAGGAUUUUCACAGACGUGCCUUCAGACUGCCGAGAACUGACAUUGGAUGAGCCACCACACACCUGCUGGACUGGGAUGUGUGGCUACCCACAAGUAGURUCCCAGAUCCAUGUCCUUGCUGCAGCUGGGCUCAAGAAUCAGGACACCCAAGGAGGAGCUGACCCUUACGUGAUCAUCAAGUGCGAAGGGCAAAAGGUUCGCUCUCCGGUGAAGAAGAACACGGUAUCACCAGAAUUCGAUGUGAAAGGGCUCUUUUACCGAAAGAAGCCAGGACAGCCCAUCAUUGUUCAGAUCUGGAACCACAACUUGCUAAGUGAYGAGUUCUUGGGCCAGGUGGUGCUGACGGGGGACCCCAGUGACCGGCAGUCGGUGCACACGCUGCACCUCCAGGACAAGGGCAACAGGAGGUCCAACGAUCUCCCUGGAACCAUUGCUGUCAUGCUGCUCAGCAGUAACAUCCUCACCAAUGUCUGAGUGCUCAAGGACGGCUCCUCCGGUGCCACUAUGUGAAUAUAAACAUGCACACAUACAUAUAUAUGUAGAGAGAGAGACACACAGCCUUCCUGCCAUCUGCAAAGUGUAUAUGAACCAUGCAUGCAUUCCACUCCAAGGAGCCAAUCUUGUGUUUUCAAUGUUAAAAAAUGGUGCCUUUUUUGGGGGGAACCGCAACGAUCCUUCUGCUGGCGUCCUCUGCAGCCCCCCGGCUGCCACGAGCGCUGUGGGACCGCUGUGAGCACGCUGUGUGUCCUGACAGCCGGAGCACGGGGCCCUGGGGCUGUUUGUUUACACAGGCUGGCACGCACACGUGCCACCACGCACACGUGUGGCCACCGCGGUCCCAGYGGCUGCUUCUUCAGUGUGUCUGCUUGGGUUAAGAGUAGUGUGCAUGGAGUUGUCUCCCUUGAAAUUGCCGUGUAACUGCUUAUCUGUGGAGGCACCACAGCCAAGGAGGAGUGGCAAAGCUGAUCGGGGCCUGGGAGAUGUUUUUUGGGUGUGGCUUUGCAUACUGCAUCUGCAAGGAAAAUGCACCAAGGCAGCCCAAAUCCCAGAUCCGCAGGGGCAACAAGACCAAAGGCUCUAUCAUUUUGGGGAGAAGUGUCUCCACCCGAGUCUUGUUCAACCCCACACAACUCUAAAGGAUACAAAGGUGCCAAGAGCUGUGGGAUAACUGUUCUCUGGGGUCAAGUUUCUGAACCAGUCUGGACCCUGCUCCUGUGUGUGCCUCCUGAAUUCCUGUGGUGCCUGUUGUCUCCACGUCUCCAUGCCAUCCCCGUCCCAAGAGCUCGCUGGGCUGGAGCAAGCUGAGUUGUCUGCUGGGGCAGUUCAGUGUUUAGGUAAGAGAAGAUUGGUUCCUCUGAAGGCCAAAGUGUCCAGUUCAAGGGAUGGGAAGCUUCGCUCCGUGGGCUCCAUCUGUACUGCUGCCUACAGUGCAUCAUUUCUCAGUGCCUCGCUUUCUCAAAUUCUUUUUAAAAAUAGUGGGAUUUUAGCAUGUASUAGAGAAGCACUGCUCCCAGUGCAGCCUGAAAAUUCUGGGAAUAUUUGAUUCAUUCCAGUGUCCAUCUCUCACCUUUAAUUUCYAGUCUGCUAUCGUGGAGGGUGAGUUGCACAGUCCUAGAGCCAGUCUCACGAGCACAGCCUGAAUGCAUCCUUGGGGACGUGUCUAGGGCCACAGUCUGCUCCUGAUUUACAUGAAAACUGGGUUAAUCUUUUUUAUUCCACUGGGUGGCAGAAUCCRGCUUCUUAUAAACCAUCCCAGAUAAGCCAAACAACAACCCGUUGUCUGGCCUUUCAGCAGCUGAUUAGGACAGGCUUCAACCCCUUUUUUUUUUCUCCCGUUGUUUGGGGGUUUUUAUUCAUGUGCCUUUAAAGUGGUGCAAGUUAAGGGAUUUUUCAGUCAGAUUUUCUAACAAGCAAAUAUUUUGCAGUCAGCUGCAUGCAAGUGAAAGGAAAUURAUACAUAUUAUACAAUCUUUGAAUCUUGGUACAUUUUGGCCUGAGCUGAGUCCUUUUCYUGCUAAAAAAGUGAACAGGAAAGCCUUCUUUUGCCAUAGCAAAGAGUUUCUCCUUGUCCUACUGAACACUCACAUUUGUCCUGCMAGUCUGUUUGGGUUUUUUGUUUAAGUCAUUAGAGGUCUGCUACRUCUGAAACAUGGUACAGUGUUCCCCAAAGUCACAGUACCUGCUAGCUCAGUUCUUGGUGCAACCAGAAGCAGAUGGUGCAACUGCGUGGAUUUUUGCAGGCUGCUUUUCCCCUUUCCUCAUCUUCACAGUCUACCUCCUGCAGCUAURAGUUGGCUUUAUGGCCAGAUUUGCUUAUCUUCUUAGGUCUUGAAUUUCAGGACUUAAAGGCGAGAGGUAGUCCCCAUGAUGCUCUUUCCACAUCUCAAUUAUUCCUGGCUUGCACCCUCCAACUCCAGGUGCCAUCACUGGGACCAAGUUUAGUUCAGCAUCUUGCAGAAUUGACUUAAGAGCUCCCAGUUAGGUAAAGAAACCUUUUGAUCCCAAGGUCAAAGCAAAUUUGGGAAGAMCAAUGCAGAGAUAUUUUGAUUUUAUCCUAGUUUUGUUUAUGAGACUCAUCAGUGAAAGUAAAUGAAAGCAGGAUUGUGGGGCUGGAAGGUAUGAUUUGGGUGUUUGGAGAAGAUCUCACUGGCUAAUGCUCAGAGUGAUGGGGGAGARGGAUGCCCAAAGAUACCUCACCUGGUAGGGGGGUGAGCUAUUUGGCAUUGCAGGAGCGUGAGAGGAGCUUUGUACCCUCAUCAACAGAURGAGGUAUCCAGCUGCCUGCAUUAGCCUGGUUUUCUUGGGAAGAUGGGCUAUGGASAGCUGUUUGGCCAAGAGUGCCCUGCCACAUGCCAAAGGCACCGUGAUCCCCAAGGAGUGGUGCCAAAGCUCACCAAGGAGUUGUGGRGCCCUGGUACCCCAGGGAACCUCCUUCCUUCCUACAGAGAAUCAAGCCAUAAAGAGAGGAAAGGCAGCUUUUUAACAGCUUCUUAAAAAAAAAAAAAAAAAUCACUCUAUAUCAGGACCAAAUAGUCUUAAUAUCAGUAAUAUUUGUCCUUUUUUUUUUUUAAAAAAAAAAAAAGCUUUGGAAAAGUUCGAGCAAAAGCCUUCUUUCCCUACAUUUCCAAUGGAAUAACAAAAAUUACCUUUCUUACUCUUCUUUUUGUCUUAUUUGUAGAAUGGAUGAGGGAGGAGAGUUAUUGAAAUGCCAUUCUUGUUUUUGAUGCCUUUUCUCUUUGAAUGAAGUAACCAGAAACAUUCAGGGUUUGKUUUUUUUUUUAUUUUCUGAGAGGAGKGCAGGUCUGAUAGGCCCUUUCCAGUCCCUCAUGAGUGGGGUAGGCCAUGUGUCUGAUUUAUUUCACAUUUCUUUUGUUAAUCAUUUCAAUGGUUGCAAGCAGCCUGGCGUUACACUCUGUGGAAUCCAUUUCUUUAGAUAUCAGCCUGUUAAAGCAGGCUGUCUUCAUCUCCAAAGUCGCUGACGUGUCGUGCUGCACAAGAUCAGARUGGUCCAAGCAGAAAGCCAACAUUGUACAGCUGUAAACCUCCUAUAAAUAAAUAAAUUGUGUAUAUUUU